AUGGAAAAGAACAAUGCUUUGGCCAAAAGUAAAGAAACAGAUGCAAAAAUUUUAAAACUAUAUAAUGUCGUAAAAAUAGAUAAAUUAAAAAGAAAACAGGAAUUCGAAGCAUGCACAAAUCAAUUCUCUAAAAACCUGUCAACAAUUAGAAACUUAGAAAAAGAAAUUUUAAAAGAAGAAAAUUUAUAUUCAGAUGAAAUUGAAAAUUGUAAAAAAGAAAUUAAUUUAGAGAAUGAAAUAUUUAUAAAUCGCCAAAAAGAAUUUAUUGAAAUUAAUAAAGUCAAUAUUAAUAUAAACACAACACCAAUAAAUAACACAUUACAAAUAAGAAAACUUCGGGAAUUACAUAAUAACUGUUUAAUAUUAGAAAAUAAUAUCAAUGAAAUAUCUUCAAUAAACAAUAGUAAAAUUAAUCACCUAAAUGACUUAAUAAAAUCAGUUGAAUUAAAAAUAGAAAAUCAUAAUAAAAUUUUUGAAGAAAAAGAAAGAUUAAGAAAAAAUAAAUUAGAUUUAGAUUUAUUAUUAGAUGAUUUAGAAAAAAGUAAAAAUAGUAUUUCCAAUAGUAAUAUAUUAAAUAGUAUACACAUUAGUAAUUUAACAAGUAGUUUAGAGAAUAGUAUAAAGUUGUUAAAAGAAGAUGAAUAUGACUCACUAUCCAAGAAAUUAAAAGAUGAUGAUGAAAACCAAUUAAAAAAAGAAAAUGAAGAAAAAGAAAAAAGAAAAAUCACAUUACCAAAAGCGCCUUCAUUUGAUAUGAACAAUUUACAUAAAAAAAUAGUAGUACCAACUACUCCAGCAAAUGUGGUCCCUGAAAAUGACUUCAAUAAAAAGCUAUUAGAAUUUAAACUCAAAAAACAACAAAUUAAACAAGAAGAGGAGAAUAAACAAAACAAAUUAAAACAACAACAUGACGAAAAUAUUCAAAAACAAACCGAAAAUUCAAUUCAAUAUCCAAUCAAUGUAUUUAUAAACGGUAAACUUCACCAACUACUCUAUAGUUUAGAACUGGAUACCAUAAGUUCAUUAUUAUCAAAAAUAUUUGAUUAUCUCCAACUCAACGACUAUACAAAUUUAAAAAAACUAAACAUCUCUACCAUUGAAGAAAUGUCUUUGAAAACCUCAUCAAACUUUUAUUUUUCAAAUAAAACUAAACAAUAUUUAAAAUAUGUUCCGUUUUUUAUUGACCAAAAACAGAAACAAACCUUUGAUAUAUAUGUGGUUCCUAAAAAAGAAGAAGAAGAAUUUUAUAAUAAAAUCUCGGUUAUUUUAAAUAAAGAUUUCGAAACCUCAGUUAAAAAUGAUGAUAAAGAAGAAUCUACAAAUUUUAGAAAUAGAAUGGUUAAAUUUUUAGAUAUUGUUAAUAUUCAUAAAUUACAGUUAGAUAACGAGGCAACGUUUAUAUCCUCACCAAACUCAUCCCCAACAAACUCAUGUACAAAUUCUCCAACAAACUCUUUUGGGCAAUUACCAUAUUUUUCACCUCAAACAUCUGCUAAUAAACUACCAACUUUAAUUGGUUAUAACAGACCACCAUCAACAAGCCUCAACUCAAGUACCAAUAGCUUUGGUGAUUUUUAUUUAGGUAGCCCUCCAUCAGCAUCAAUACUAUCAUCCUCUCCCGUAACCAUUCAAAAUAACUACUAUGGCAAUAAAAUUACAAAUAGUAAUUCAUCUUCGUCAGGUAGUCUUCAUAAAUCAACUUUAUUAAAAAACUCAACAUCAAGCAUCCCAAUUAGUAUUCAAAACAACAAUAAUAUAAAUGAUAGCAACAAUGGACUCAAUAGUGAAUCAUUCAGUAGUUACAGCCCAUCUAGCAAUAGUUGGAAAGCAUGUUCACCAUCAAGCAAUAUGAGAAAAUUUGAAACCAAUGCAAAUUUUUUUUCAUCAUCACCUUCACUUUCAAAUAGCAGCGGCUCAUUAUUUACAAAACAGAAAUCAAUUAAUAGCAAUUUAAAUACACUUUAUUCAUUAGCCCAAUGUACCAUAAGAUUAUUUAUAACAGAAAACAUUAUUAAAACAUUUUAUUGCAAUGUAACAACUACUAUUGGUGAAUUGCAAGAUAUAAUUUUUAGGAAGUUUUCGAAAAUUAUUGAAAAUGAAACCAAGAUUAUGGAUCCCAGUAAAUUUGUAAUUAAAAUUCGUGGUCUAGAAAUCUAUUUGGUAAACUCUGGUUCACAAUUGUGUUCAAUCGAUUUUAUCAAUACCAAAUCAAGGAGACAAAAGAAAAUUGAUCUAUUACUUUUAGAAAGGAAUUCUGUUGACGAGUCUGAACUACAAGCAUCGAUGGAAACAACCUGCCACUCAACCUUAUCAUCAUCUCAAUAUAUAUCAUUAAAUGAAUCAUUAGAAAAAAGUAUAUUAUUAGAAGAUGAAGAUCUUGUAACAACUCCUCAAAUAAGCAGCAAUAAUACUAAUAAAAAUUUCAAGAUAAGAAUUGGUGGUUUAAAGAAUUUUGAUAUUGAUGAAAUUAGAUCAUCGCUAAACUUAAACUUUAAAACAGCAGAAACAAAGAUUUAUACCAGAGCUCAAAUUUAUCAAGGUGGUUAUAAAAUUGGUAAUACAAUGAUAACAAAUAAAAUCCCAAUCCAAAAUAAUCCAUCCUGGUUACACUGGUUAGAAGGUGUUAGCUUUAAAGAAAUUCCAUCAAAUGCCAUCAUUACUUUAAUGAUUUACAUUAAAACAAAAAAAGAAAGAACAGGCUCCAAUUACGAUAUAAGCGACUCUGAUUUACUUUUAGGUUGGGUUAACUUUCAUAUUUGGGACUAUAAGAAUAAAAUUAACUCUGGUUUCAAUUCAUUAAAACUCUGGCUAAAUAAUACUAUAGACUACUCAAAUCUACACCAAAACUAUUUAGAUAAUGUAGCAUUAACUUUUGAAAUAGAAUCAUCAGGUAUUCAAUUCUCACCAGAACCGUUAUCCAAUGAAAGAAUAGAGCAAUUAGAGCAAUACUAUCAACAACAAGUACCAGACACCUCAAUUCUACAAACUGUAAAUCAAAUUUUAGAUAGAGAUAGACUUUGUGAUUUAAAACCAGAUGAAGCCCAACUAAUUUGGAAAUAUAGAAAUCAUUGUAAAAUGAAUAAACCAACCACAUCAAUUUCAAAACUUACACUAUCAGUACCAUGGAACAACCCAGAAGCCGUUCAAGAAUUUUAUUGGUUAGUAAAUAAUUGGCCAUCUUUAGACCCAAUUGAUAGCUUAGAGCUAUUAAGUUCUCAAUUCUUAGAUAGAGAAGUUAGAAAAUUAGCAAUUUUAAAUCUUAGAAGGAUGAGUGACUCCGAAAUAGAUAUGUAUUUACCACAACUUAUUCAAGCACUUAAACAUGAACCCCAUCACUAUUCAAUUUUAUCAAAAUUUUUAAUUAGGCGUGUACUUUUAAAUAAACAAAAUAUGUCACAUAAAUUCUUUUGGCAAAUUAAAGCAGAAAUUUUAGUAUUAGAGGAGGCAAAUAAUAAUAACAAUAAAAUAUAUCCAGAAUGGUUAGAAAGAUAUCAACUUUUAUUAGAAACUUUUCUUAGAGGUACAUCAAAUAACAAACUUAAUGAUAUAUAUAAACAAUAUGAAUUCUAUAGUAAAAUCAAAUCGGUUGCUCUCGAAAUCAAAACCAUCGCAUCAAGUAAAAGAAGAGAUUAUUUAAAUUCAACCCUAUCUACACUUGAAAUUUCAAACGAUUUUAAAACACCAAGUAAUCCAGAAUUUAGAGGCAAAUCAAUUAUACCAUCAGGCUGUAAAGUAAAAGAAUCCAAAACAUUGCCAUUGUUUCUAUCAAUUGAAAAUUAUGACCCAUUAGGAGAUAAUCACUAUAUUUUAUUUAAAGCUGGUGAUGAUUUAAGACAAGAUCAACUAACAAUCCAAAUGAUCAAUAUUAUGGAUAGAAUGUGGUUAAAUAGUGGUCUAGAUUUACAAACAAUUACCUAUCAAUGUAUUGCGUCAGGUCCAAUGGAAGGAAUGAUUGAAAUUGUUGGGGAUUCCAAAACAAUUGCCGAUAUUCAAAAACAAGCUGGUGGUAUUACAGCUGCACUAUCAGAAACAGCCAUUUCAGAUUGGUUAAAACAAGAAAACCCUUCAGAAUUGGAAUAUAACAGUGCUGUAGAAAACUUUAUUAGAUCGACGGCUGCAUGUUCAGUGUAUUCAUAUAUAUUAGGUCUUGGAGAUAGACACAACGAUAACAUCAUGAUCACUAGAUCUGGUCAUUUAUUUCAUAUUGAUUUUGGUAGAUUUUUAGGUAAUGUCCAAACAUUUAAAGGAUUCAAAAGAGAAAGAGCCCCAUUUGUAUUUCCUGCAUCAUUUGCAUACGUAGUCGGUGAUGAACAUUUUAAAUCAUUUGAAGAUCUAUGUGCCAAAGCCUAUAAUGUCAUUAGAAGAAAAGCAAAUGUAUUUUUAAAUUUAUUCUUAAUGAUGGUAUCAACUGGUUUACCAGAGUUAAAUAAAAUUUCAGAUAUCUAUUAUUUAAGAGAUGCUUUGGCAUUAGAAUUAACCGAAGAAUUAGCGGCUCAAAAAUUUAAACAAAUGAUUCAAGAAUCAAUUGCCUCAAAAUCAACAGAUCUAAAUUUUAUGGUCCACAUUGCUUUCAAUCCAAAUUAA
Molecule: messenger RNA, 4584 nt
Organism: Dictyostelium purpureum
Lineage: Eukaryota; Evosea; Eumycetozoa; Dictyosteliales; Dictyosteliaceae
Exons: 4
Coding region: 1-4584 (1527 amino acids)
Biological process (GO): phosphatidylinositol 3-kinase/protein kinase B signal transduction; phosphatidylinositol-3-phosphate biosynthetic process; phosphatidylinositol-mediated signaling
Cellular component (GO): cytoplasm; plasma membrane; phosphatidylinositol 3-kinase complex
Molecular function (GO): 1-phosphatidylinositol-3-kinase activity; 1-phosphatidylinositol-4-phosphate 3-kinase activity
Source: RefSeq, a predicted model, not a curated record